Molecule: messenger RNA, 2184 nt
Organism: Penaeus vannamei (Pacific white shrimp)
Lineage: Eukaryota; Metazoa; Arthropoda; Malacostraca; Decapoda; Penaeidae
Source: RefSeq, a predicted model, not a curated record
UUGAUGAAAGGAAUGCUAUUUUUCUGAAGGAGGAAGAUGCAAAAGAUGGAAAUCCAAUGUCUGAAAAAUCCAAAAGUCUUAAUGAAGAAGCAGCUGAAAAUUGCUCAGAUACUUUUAAGUGUGAUGAUGAAGAUCCGUUGUUAUCAGACUCAAUUGUGGCAGAGGAUAUGUGUUCCUCUGAUGAUGGUCAGCUUGUACAAGUGCGUAAGAAUGUGGAUGCAAAAGGGAAACAUUUGUUUUGUGACCAGUGUGGUAAGAGGUUCCCUUUUAUGAGUAAGCUUUUGCGUCAUAUAAGGGUACAUACAAAUGAGAAACCUUAUGACAGUGAAGUAUGCAAGCAAAUAUUAUCUAAUAAAAAUAGUGCCUUGAAAAACAUGGAUGCACAUACUAAAGAUCAUUUCACGUGUGAAGUAUGUAUUAAAUCAUUCUCUUCAAAAGAUGAUAUAAUGAUGCACAUGAGAACACACAGAAAGGUAAAACCUUAUACAUGUGAGGUAUGCAGUAAAGUAGUAUCUGGAAAAACCGCUUACACAGCAACCCUCAUAGGCACAUGAGAGUACACACAAAGGAGAAACCUUAUAGCUGUGAGGUUUGCAGGAAGGCAUUCUCUCAGAAAGCCCAUGUAGAAUCCCAUAUGCGUACUCAUCUGAGAGUUAAACCUUUUAACUGUGAGGUAUGCAAAAAGCCAUUCUCGUGUAAAAGUAGUCUAAGCAAGCACAUGAGAUUACAUACAAAUGAGAAACCUUUUAGUUGUAAAGUUUGUAGGAAGGUAUUUACAAUGUACAAUCAUUUAGUUGAGCAUAUGCAUGUACAUUCAAAGGAGAAGCCUUUUUCUUGUGAUGUAUGUACAACGGCAUUUGCUAGGAAAGAUGAUUUAACAAGACACAUGAGAAUACAUACACAUGUGAAGCCUUAUACUUGCAGUGUAUGUAGUAAAUCAUUCUUAUGGAAACACAAUCUAGUGGUCCACAUGAGGUUACAUACAAAGGAAAAACCUUACAGUUGUGCUACAUGUAAUAAGGGUUUCUCAGAGAAAUGUAAACUAGUGAGGCACAUGAUAGUACAUGCAAAAGACAGAGCCUUGUAAUUGUGAAAUCUGUAACAAUACUUUCAACUACCAUGUGCUGAAUCUCACAAAAUCACAAAUAUAUAAAGCCAUAUUUUAAUGAGAGCUGUAUUAGAGCAUUUUCACAGAAAAUAGUGUUAUUGGUGCAUAUGACCUUACAUUCUCAAUCUUUUGAAGAAGAAGAAUGUAUGGGAUAUGUACAUUACAGUGACAGAGCUUAUGGAUUUUAGUACCAGCUGCAUCAGAACCUAGCCAUGUCCUCUUUUCCUUCUGUAAACAGUCUUUGAUCCUUAAAUCAACCACAAGGGAAGCUGUAAAGUACUCUCUUUAUAUUGAGUAAAGUACAGGGAAAGUGAUAUAUUUGAACAGCAUAAGAACAUUUUGAUAAAUCCAUUAUGAACAUUAUCAUGUCUUUUGAUAACCUUUCUAUUAUAUUUUUUGUAAUAAUUUUACUCUGACAUAAUACUGAUUUUACAAAUUGAUUGUUCUUUUAGUAUAUUCAUAUAUGCUUUUUACUAUUAAUGCAGUAUGUUUAUAAAUAUCUACAUUAACCCUGAUACAACUGGAAAGUUUUAGAAAAGUGUGUUUACCUGACAAGCCCUUGGAGCCACCCCUCUAGCCUGACUGCUGAAUAACGAUACAUUUUCCCACUUAGUCAACCCUUACCCUGUAUCUUUUGCAGUAGAGUACACAGAUCAGCCACAUCUAAGAGGUCUCCCAUUCACACUGCUAUCUUGCCUAAUUGAUUUAUACCACCAUGUGAAAGUCCUCCAUAUAUGCAAUACAUCUCUUGUGACUACUGUAAGAGUAUUGAUUUGAUUUCUAUAGCAAAUAUAUACAUUCACAGUACUAAUAGUUUCAUUUGUGCGUUCUGCCUUGGGGUCCCCAAGUAAAAUGUAACAACAUAAGCAAAGUCUUCUUUUGAUUUUACCCUUAGGCAUGGCUCUAUUCACCAUGUUUGCAUUGAUGCUAAAAUUCGUCUGCUAUACAACCAUGGAGUGCUACAUACAGGUGUGGUCUGUUGCUAUAUUAUUGAGCUAAUUUACAGUAUUGUUUUGUAUGUAUAAGAAACAAAAACAUCACCCGCAGUGCGACUGGAAAUAAACCCCUAUAAAUGA